AUGGCAAAUUUGAAACCACUACCCGAAGGCGAUGGCCCUACGUUAGAGCCAUUCAACCACGAUCUUCUUGCCGACGAUGUCGAGUUUCUCGAGUUUCUCGGGCACCAUGGCAUACAUGGCGCCAUUGUAAAAACGAGAAUCAGAGGUCAUCUAUACGCCAUAAAAUUCUUUACAGAGACUGAGCUGGCAGAGCCCGAAUACUAUGCCGAGGACUACGAGACGAUCCCCAUGGAGAAACAACACGAGUUUGAAUCACACUUUAUCCCAUUCUACCAGGAAUGCCGCGCCUUUGGUAGACUGAAGGAGGUUAAUCGCGAACACCUUGCUGUCAAGGUCUACGGCUACGUUUCACUCAAGGUGGAUCAAGCUCUGGAGCUCAAGAUGCGCAACGCCUUGUGGAAGCUUCCCCGUCAUCUCAAAAUCUUCCCAAGGACCGCCAGAUCCAUCCUGGUUACAUCCUCCGAGAUCAAGGGCAUCGUCAAGGACUGGGUGGAGCCAGCCAAGUAUGAGGGUGAGUCGGAUAUACCAUCACACAGGAUUGAUAACAUUCUCUCCGUCUCGCAUUUUCCGCGGAUGCUGAGAGAACUGCACGAGAUUCACCGAUGUGGGAUUGUUAUUAGGGAUAUGAGCAUCUCUCAGUACGUCAACGGCAUUCUCGUUGACUUUAGCAUGGCUUGGACUAUGCCUCAUCCUUUUGGACCCGGCGGGGGCCUUGAGCCAGCUUGGACGUUUCAGAGUCUAGCUGCGUGGGAUCUCUUCUGCUUCCAGACCAAGGUGAUAGACCCGUGGAAUAACUUUCUCAGGGACGCGCUUGGUACCAGUCAAAGGGAGUGUCGGCUUCAAGCUUAUCCGCACCCUGCACAGUACAAGCUUCGCCCUCAACCGUUCCGACAGAGACCAUUCCUCCCCAUAAUCAAUCAAGACGAUGAAGUAUUGGAUAUGAUCGAGUUACCUAGGUAUGAUCCUGGGGCUUUCAACGCUGAGGAGGCUGCCAAGAUGGUCCGGGAGCAGAACAAGCGGAAACGAGCUGGUGGGGAACUUGUUGGCCAGGCACAAAAGAAGAGGAAGAUUACAAAGAAAUACUCUUAG
Molecule: messenger RNA, 1089 nt
Organism: Fusarium falciforme
Lineage: Eukaryota; Fungi; Ascomycota; Sordariomycetes; Hypocreales; Nectriaceae
Exons: 2
Coding region: 1-1089 (362 amino acids)
Source: RefSeq, a predicted model, not a curated record